This is a messenger RNA of Amoebophrya sp. A25, 3589 nucleotides long. The record is from the annotation of a GenBank genome assembly. NCBI's taxonomy places the organism in Eukaryota, Dinophyceae, Syndiniales, Amoebophryaceae.
AUGAGGAGGUCUGUUGGGAGUUUGAUUGGGACCUCUAUGCCCAGGGCCGAGGCGCUUCGGAGCCCCAUCCAGUCUGAACAUCGAGCGGCUGAUCACAUGCCGAGCCCACUGACGCUAAAAUGGAUGAAAGAAGCUACCAGACACGCACGUGGUGAUGAAUGCGAGGCCUUGAAGAUAGAGCAGCGAAGAAGGAGCGUCGGUGAUCAUGACUUUUGGCGACUACGUUCUCUCGGGCCGAAGAUGAAAGGUCGGGAGACACAUGUGGAGAGAUACAGGUGCAGGAUCUGCAAGGUCUCAUAUGCGACGUCUUGGCAGAAACGACAAGAGUGAACCCUUAACCCUUUUAGGAUCCCAAAGGGUACGCGUUUUCGUUGGAGACAGAAGGAAUUUCCUCGCUGUCAAAGAUGCAAUAACUGGAAAAUCGAACUUGAAGAAGAUCGAAGCAUGACAGUGCAGGCUAGAUCAAAACGAAUUGACUUGAUGAAAAAACACAUGGAGAAAUGUAAAAAAAAAGUGGAGAAGACAUAGAGAAUACUAAAAGUAAAAGAUCAAAAAUUUUCUCUCAUACUUGAACAAGAUAAGACAAAAAUACUUAAAUUAUAAAUAUAUUUGUAAGUAAAAAGUAUAUAUAAAAUAGAAGAUGACAACUCUCGCCGUUUCUUGUAGAAGUUAGUUGUUUCUUGUUGUGUGAAAGUUGCACUCCGUCAUACUCCAAAAUUAGGAAAUUUUUUACCUUAGUGAGAAAGUUGACCGUAACUAAACUUUGUUUUUGGUUUUGGUAAAUGUUAUAAGUACACUUUGUUCUAGACAACUUACCCAAAAAAUGCUUCAUGAUUAUUGAUCUGUUCAUAAAAAAUAGCGUUUUACAAAAUGUUUUACGCCGUUAAACUUGCAUGGACUCACUCAAUGCAUCUGGACUUUCUUGCACAAAUCAAUCCCGAGACACUACCUCAAGUUAGGUAAAUGAAUUAAUGAAGGAUCUCCUCUAUAAAGAAUCAACAGAUUAUUCAUGCAAAGGGAGUGGUUCUUUCUCUCUCAGGGAGCUGAAAUUUUCUUCUGUAUUACUUUAGUUACAAAAGACUACAUACAUAGGGACUUCAUCAUGAUUAUAUGCAAAACAAGAUCUUCACGCGGCAAGAAGUCGUGACGUAAAAUUUGCUUAACACCGUCCAGUAAUGGGAAGUUCCUUGGGCGAGUCGUCGAUUGUUGCAUACGUCGAAAUAAAGUAGACUUAUUCUCUUCCUGUUGCAGGGAAGGCGGCAGAACAAAAAGACCAGACUGUGGCAGACGGCGCUCUCUUUUUUCUGGUCUCUCUAUGGGAUGUUGAUUUUGGCAGGUACCUCCAGGUAUCCCUCACAUGUGCUUAAGUAUCUCGUGCGACAAUAACUUAUCAAUCCCGGGCUCACCUUGCCCCCGCUAUUAUUAUUUUCGAUGGAGAGAGUGGCAUGUCUUUUUUAUUUUCCACCUUCGUGUAAGUAGAAGUAGAAGAAUUUACGUCAUCAAAUUCAUGCUUCGUGCAUGAAGAACAUUAUGAGAUGGAUUAAGAACCUCGGAGCACUCAUUAUCCUUGCUAAUCGUCCUUUUAUUAUUUAGUAUCGAGUUAAAAUAAUUUUCAGAAUCAGAUUAAUCUGUGUCGUGUUUCAACUACAGACAUUGCGAUACGAAUCCUUUGGAACAAGUAGACGAGACAAUUUGUCCUCCGUUUACGGACAUUGUGAUGCGAAUCCGUAGGACGUAGGCGAAACGAUUAGUUAAACAUGCCUUCAGACAACAUGCUUUUAGCAUUUUGCUUUUCGGUUUUCACGAAAAGAUGAUUGUCAGGCAAGAAAUAUGGACAGCUUUUUUGAAAACGUAGGUUCUCACUAUCGUUCACACUUUUUUUCAUGUAGUCGAACGAUGUCGAUAUUUUUAGGCGGGAAAUAUAUAGAAAAGCCCGCUUUGAAUACUACAUGUAAUUGUACAACUUUUUAGCUUUAGCAAAAGCUUCACGACUUGUUCUGCAUGUGGUAUUCACCCGGGUCGCACACCUGAUGGCGAAACUGCGAAAGUACUAGGUAGAGAAAAAAUUGUACUAACAAAAAUACAACAAAAGAAAAAAUAUGAAGUCAAUAGUAAAGAUGCUCAUACUAGUAUAAAAACUGCUGGUCGUGGCUGUGUCUGACAAUUCAGAUGCAAAAACGAAAAACAUUUUUCAUUUUAAUCCUAAGGGGAAAGAACGAAUCUUUUUUCCACCCGCGCAUGCUGUAGAUAAUGGAGUUAUAGAAAAUUAGGAGGUGAAUGUCGGUUAAAUGUUGCAGUGAAUAUCUACUUUUGCAGGAGGACGAGUUGUGUCUUAUCGAAGUUAUGCCUUGCAAAAUAAGUAUGUUAAGGUUUUGGUUUUUUUCGAGGGCGACGUCCUUUUCUCCUACCGCGAUGUGGUAGGGUUGAUACUUACUCCUAUUUUUAUUUAGUAUGCACCCGAAACGCACUGAAACUGACGAUGGUGAGCCCCGAGAGAGAUAGGUAUCAUCAAAAUCAUGAAUAUCGUCGUUGCCGGAAUGAUUCUUCCAUUUGGGAUUAUGGACUAAUUAAAACUUCUCGAACAGGAAUAAAAAAUGAAUGUUAUUCUUGAAUGUAGUUUCUAAAUCACUAUGUUGCAGGCAGUCGGCAGGCUGUAGCUAGUAAUAGGGACUAAAUUUUCGAAGAUUUUUGAUAUGUAAUAUAUUUGUUAAGACGUGCUUGAUCGUCGCACCACACCUACUAGACCCACGCUGAGAUGUAGUCUAUGCCGUUUCGACCCACUCGGGCGAGGAGGCAACUGCUUUCAUGCUAGGCCAAAAGGCUUCUAUAGUGGUCACGAGUGCUGGCCAUGCAUGUCAGAAGCAAGUAUGUGACGAAGGGCGAAGAUUAUCGCGCUUUUGGUUCUAGCUUACUACUACAACAUUCAUAGAAGAUACAACAUAGAUAGCGUCUGUCCUAAUUAUUACCAAGUAGUAUUCUUUGCGAUUUAUUCUUGCCUUCAGAAAGGUUAUAAAUAUAAGUGCAUGAUACAUACAUGCGACGGGAGGUUGUAGGGGUUUUCGGUGAUGGAUGGAGCUUCUGGAAUCUAGCUAUCACUUACCUAAUAUUAUGUUGUAAUUGACGACAAUGAAUUGUACUUACCUUGAACAAUUAUUGCAAGUUUUCCUUCCCUAAGCACGCUGUUAUCACCCGGUAUUUAUCGGAUUGAAAAUUAUUGUGUCAACGUCUACUUUUCAGUGUAGCCCACGACUGGGUACACUGCUACUACAUCUCGCUCUUCCAUCUUCAAAAAGCAAUAAUUAUAAUGCGGCAUGGAGGAGCUAGAAGAAGUUUUCUAUAAUAGCGAAUGAUCAACAUGCGGCCUUGUUUCUGCUGGACGCGCGUUGGCCUUUGAGGUGGUUGAUGAAAUAGAUCUUUUCAUUGGAAAAAUUAGGUGAAAGGAAAGCGAUUUAGAAAAUCUCGUAUGCGCCGUCGUCGAUAGCUCCAAUAUAAUUUUUAAUAGAUUGGUUGUAAUUCUUUACUGUAGCGACAUGAAGAUCGAUCUGUCUUUUAAUUUUAAUGAAGAAAGUCGAGGUAAAUUGAUGAUAGU